Molecule: messenger RNA, 801 nt
Organism: Anguilla anguilla (European eel)
Lineage: Eukaryota; Metazoa; Chordata; Actinopteri; Anguilliformes; Anguillidae
Product: cholecystokinin-like
Exons: 3
Coding region: 169-555 (128 amino acids)
Biological process (GO): digestion
Cellular component (GO): axon; extracellular region
Molecular function (GO): neuropeptide hormone activity
Source: RefSeq, a predicted model, not a curated record
CGCGUGCAGCUCUCCCACAUCUGCGUCAGUGUUGUGCAAAUAGAUGUCAGGACGUGUAGCUGAGCGCUGGGUAUUUAAGGGCCAGCCGCUCGCUUCUCUGAGAAGUUACCCACAUCCACGCUCACCCUCCCUUCGCUUGGCUCCUCUGACUGCACGUCUAUUGAAGCGAUGAACGGCGGGAUCUGUGUGUGCGUGCUCCUGGCUGCCCUCUCCAGCAGUUGCCUGGGUCGCCCGCACCCCGCGCCCUUCCAGGAGGAGGGCAGGCCCGCCCCGCCCCAGCUGGACAGCGGCCUGUCCGAGCGCCCCCGCCACGCCCGAUCCACCCCCCUCGCCGGCCAGAUGAAGCCCUUCCCGCAGCCCGAGGAGGACCAGGAGGUGAACCUCAGUCAGCUGCUCGCCAGACUGAUGUCCAGGAAAGGAUCCUAUCGUAGGAACUCCACGAUGAACAGCCGGUCCAGCGGCCUCAGCGCCAACCACAGAAUAAAAGACAGAGACUACCUGGGCUGGAUGGAUUUUGGCCGCCGCAGCGCCGAAGAGUAUGAAUACUCUUCAUAAGACCAGCUCUCUUCACCGAGGGAUAGAAACCCACAUCAGUUCUUUGUCUUUGGAAAAAAAAAUCAGUGUCUCAAAAAUUAUAUUUAUUAUGUAUUUGAUGUACAUUUGUUUGUAAAACUAUAUGAUGCAAUAUAUAAAUACAUAUACAUGCCAAAUUUUGCAGAAACAGCGAGAAACAAGGUUCCUUUUUCUGAUUUUGAUUCAUAUUGUUGAUAGAAUAUUAUUAAAAUCAUUUAAUUAUGAAUA